Molecule: messenger RNA, 810 nt
Organism: Cylindrotheca closterium
Lineage: Eukaryota; Bacillariophyta; Bacillariophyceae; Bacillariales; Bacillariaceae
Source: the annotation of a GenBank genome assembly
AUGAGCGGCAAAACGGCAGAAGAUUACAAGGCACUAGGAAAUCAAUCCUUUGCGAGCAAGGAUUUUCCAAAGGCCAUUGAACAUUACACCAAGGCAAUCCAAUUGGAUUCCAAGAACCACGUAUUUUUCUCCAAUCGUAGUGCUUCCUAUGCUGGACUGAGUGAAUGGGGUAAGGCAGUGGAGGAUGCCAAAGAGUGCAUUCGAUUGGAUCCACAAUUUGUCAAGGGAUACUAUCGUCUUGCAACAGCUCAAUUGGAAUUGGAAGAAUAUGAUAUGGCUCAAGCGACUAUCAAACAAGGUUUGGCUGUGGAUUCCAACAAUGCUCCGUUGCUGAAACUUAUGGGAACGAUCAAAAAGGCCAGAAAGGCAGCUGCAACUACAGCAGCAGUCGCAGCUGGGGUCGGUGGUGGCAGUAGUAGCACGACAGCUGGAGGCAAUACGCUGGGAGGGGCUGGAAAAUUGGAUCAAGCGACUUCUCGAGAGCUCUAUGAUUUGGAGGUACAAUACAAACAAAGCAUUCGCGAAUUUCAAUCCGUUCAGGUCGAUAUGAACAAGUACCAAAGAGAACAGCAAAUGGCAGAUGCCACCCUCACUGAAUUGGAGGCGAGUCCGGCCGUUGGAGCCUAUUACCGAUCGGUAGGAAAGGCAUUUUUGAAAUCGACAAGAGAUAAUGUUAUGGAUCAUUUAAAAGAUAACAAGGAGGAAAGUGCCAAAAAGGAAAACGAUUUGACACAAAAGCUAAAGUACUUGGAACGGAGAAUGACUUCACAGAAGCAGAAUAUGAGAGAAUUGGUAUCACAGUCUAGGUAG